Paramecium sonneborni is the source of this 343-nucleotide messenger RNA. The record is from the annotation of a GenBank genome assembly. NCBI's taxonomy places the organism in Eukaryota, Ciliophora, Oligohymenophorea, Peniculida, Parameciidae.
AUGAGUUCUUAACUUUCAGUAAAUAUCGUUGAGUUUAGAAGUAAAAGUUUAAACAAAAGAAAUCUUUUAUCCUUUUCUGAACAUUAAACAAGAAGAAAAUCAUGUUAUUGUAAUUACUGUGGAAAGAAAAGUCAUUUCUAACAACAACAUGCUCAUUUACCUACAUAAAAAGAAAUUGAUUUGAAGAAUUAAGUAGAUAUUUUAAGGAAAUAAAGCUUAUGUGAUGAAAUUAAGACUGAAAUUCCCAGUGAAUUAAGUCUUAUGGAUAGUGAAAAUGGAAAACUUUUUAGAAACUCAAAUCGUUCAAUAUCUAUUGUUAACAAAUAUUUCAAAGGAUAUAUGA